Molecule: messenger RNA, 423 nt
Organism: Impatiens glandulifera
Lineage: Eukaryota; Viridiplantae; Streptophyta; Magnoliopsida; Ericales; Balsaminaceae
Product: ethylene-responsive transcription factor ERF098-like
Exons: 1
Coding region: 1-423 (140 amino acids)
Biological process (GO): regulation of DNA-templated transcription; ethylene-activated signaling pathway
Molecular function (GO): DNA-binding transcription factor activity; DNA binding
Source: RefSeq, a predicted model, not a curated record
AUGGAAGGUAAUAAAGAGAAAGAGAAAGAGAUAAUUAAGUACAGAGGCGUCCGGAGGCGGCCAUGGGGGAAAUACGCGGCGGAGAUACGCGAUCUGUCUCGGCCAGGCAGCCGUUUAUGGUUGGGGACCUUUCAAACCGCCGAAGAGGCUGCCAAAGCCUACGAUAAGGCGGCUUUUAACAUGAGGGGUCAUCUCGCUAUUCUCAAUUUCCCCAACCACCAUAAUUACUCACGCGAUCAUCAUCAUCAUCAUCCUCAUCUCCACCACCAGCAGCUAGUUUAUAACUCCUUCAUAGCCAAUUCUAAUUCUUCAUCGUCUUCUCCUUCAACUAGUCAGGUUCUUGAGCUUGAGUAUUUGGAUGAUACAGUCUUGGAGGAACUUCUUGAAUCGGAGGAAGACAAGAGGAGAAGAUUGAAUAAUUGA